This is a messenger RNA of Trichoderma gamsii, 1674 nucleotides long. RefSeq lists its product as hypothetical. Gene Ontology annotation, molecular function: RNA polymerase II general transcription initiation factor activity. The coding region runs from base 1 to 1674 and encodes 557 amino acids. The transcript has a single exon. NCBI's taxonomy places the organism in Eukaryota, Fungi, Ascomycota, Sordariomycetes, Hypocreales, Hypocreaceae. The record is from RefSeq and is a predicted model, not a curated record. Gene Ontology annotation, biological process: RNA polymerase II preinitiation complex assembly; transcription initiation at RNA polymerase II promoter. Gene Ontology annotation, cellular component: transcription factor TFIID complex.
AUGUCGGCGCCUAGCCCCGGGCGCGAUGGCUUCUCCACGCCUGCACCGCCCCCAAAGCCGCGGCUCAAGCUCAACGUGAGCCGUACUUCCUCCUUCAUCAACGAGGUCGGAGCGGCAAAUGGAGCGACGCCUUCAUCUGCAACCGCGCCGUUGGUCACUCCUGGCGAAGGCCCGCGCAAGCUGAAGCUCAAAAUCAGCUCCUCACAGCCACCGACACCAGCCGGAGGACCAACUGGACCAGCAAUCAAAGACGGAAUACUCAAGAGCGCGAGCAAGGAAAAAGAAGUCAAGAAGGAUAAAGCAAAGGAUGAUGGAUUGCCACCGGUGAUAACGACAAAAGCGGGCCGACAGGCGAAACCGAGUCAGAAGCUCAUCGAAAGCAAGAAGCGCUCGCUUAGCGACGACGAAGACGAGGCGCCGCUGCGUGGAUCGACGACUGGGACGGGUCACGGUCCGCCGGCUGCAACAAAAAUCAAGAUCAGGCCUAUUGUCAAGGUCGGAGCUGGUGGAGGUGGCGCAACAAAGGUCAGGGCGGGAUCCAAGGCUGGGCUUACUCAAUUGGUGCUCAAGCCUCGUGGCCGUCCGCCUGUACACCCUCCUGGAGAUGGUUAUGAUUCCGAAGCCAGCGACAACGAGGUUGAUCCGGCCAUUGAAGAGCAGUUUGUCCUGCGCAUGAUGCCCGGAGAGCAUGCUGAUUAUGUUCGCUGGUGCUUGGAAAAUGGCAAGAUUGGACUGCCCAAGUCGGCGGGAGGGGCUGAUAUUCACAUCAAAUUCUUUGAAGAAGACACUCGACGUGGCUUUAUCAUGGUCAAAGGCCAGUGCUAUGCGACUGUCAUGGUUGACCUGCCUACCAUCACAGAAUCGAUGAAGACGUGGGAUCGCAAGUCAUUGAUGAAGUCGGCGGACAUCUGCCAGAUGUUGCUUGUUUAUCAAGCCGUUAAGAGCGAGGAGGAAGCAAGGCAUGCGCCUCUGCCAAGUAUCAUCGACUCCAGCUUUAAAUGGCCGCACGGCCUGACGCCGCCAAUGCACGACUGCGUGAAUCGACGAUUUGCCAAGACUAUCAGCCGGAAAGAAAUCGAGGACAAAGAAGCAGAAGUCGAACGGCUACUUGCAGAGGAUGCUAAGUGUGCCUCCACGAAAUGGGAGUGGAUUGAUGAGCGGGACGGCGCCGAGGAAGAUGGAGAAGAAGAUGCUGAGGGCGAGAUGGACGACACCUUGGGCUACUUUGACCAGUCGCAUGUGUCAAUGGCCCUUGAAGAGGACAACGACUUUGAUCUUGAAGCUGACCUAGAGGCAGCGUUUGCUGAUGAACUAUUCGCUGAGACUCCUGCUACUGCCAUGGAUACUCAGACACCUGCUGCGCUUGGUACUCCUGCUACGACGGCGGCCCUUCAGCAGAGCAUUGAGGCCAGCGAAUCUGAUGAGGACGACGAUGAUGACGAUGACGAUGACGAUGACGACGAUCUUGAUGAAGAUGCUCGCGCCCAACGUGACGAAGAACAGGGCGUCAAAGAGAUGAUCAACGACCUCAAAAAGCAGCUCGCCGCUCGUGUGGCCGACUUUGAAAGAACGCAGAACAAGAUUCUCAGAACCCGUCUGGAGAACCAGAUUAAGCAGCUCAAGUCUGAAAUCGAGCUUAAACAAUCUUCUAUUGGCAUUGAAGCGGAUGAUUAA